AUGGCUCCUAAAGCCGCUCCUGCCAAGAAGGCUGAUGCCAAGGCCCAGGCCUUGAAGGUUGCCAAGGCUGUGAAGUCUGGGGCAGGCAAGAAGAAGACCAAGAAGAUCCGCACGUCUGUGACAUUUCACCGCCCCAAGACCCUGAAGAAGGCCAGGGACCCGAAGUACCCAAGAAUCAGCACCACUGGAAGAAACAAGCUUGAUCAGUACCAAAUCCUCAAGUACCCCCUCACCACAGAAUCGGCAAUGAAGAAGAUUGAAGAUAACAACACUCUGGUCUUCAUCGUGGAACCUCAAGGCAGACAAGAAGAAGAAGAUCAAGGCCGCUGUCAAGAAGAUGUAUGA
Messenger RNA from Miscanthus lutarioriparius, 345 nucleotides. The record is from the annotation of a GenBank genome assembly. NCBI's taxonomy places the organism in Eukaryota, Viridiplantae, Streptophyta, Magnoliopsida, Poales, Poaceae.